CCAUCUGACCGCCGUCACCGCCGCCGUCCCCCGCCCAGACUGCGCCCCGCCCCUGUCUCGCCGUCGUCGACGUCGACGAAUUACACCAUCACCAUGCCGCCCUCGCCUAUAUCCUCGAAGUCUAAACGGAACGCACGGCACGCCCAGCGCGGGUCCCCACCGAAGCGCACAAGUAGCGAGGGCACCUCGAGCAGCGCCGACUCGACCGAGCUCGCGGCGCGCAGCAGCAGCGAUGACGACGACGAGUUCGAGCGCGCGUCGCCCUCGACGUCGAUCGAGUACCAGCCGGAGGAGCUCGACGAGCCUAUAUCAUGGACCUUCAAGAACGGAGAUCCGGUGUGGAUCAAGACUGAGGACGGCGAGUGGUUGCAGGGCGCGAUCGCGGGCGCGAAUACGCGCAAGGGGGCCACUCGGCAGAAGGAGGGCCUCUUCUUCCCCGUCGCGUUCCGACAUAACUCGAGAAAGUACUUCGCGCCCCUCAACGGCGACAUCAAGCCUGAUAACCCAGAGGUACGGAGAUUGCUGUCCGAAGGCGGCUGGCUAUGACGACGUCCCGUUUGCCCGCUUCGCUUUCCCCCCUUUGUCUUCUGCAACACGGGACGCAGCCAGGGAAGUAUUAGACGCGCCCUUCCAUACCGCGAGUAGCUUCAUUUAACGC
Messenger RNA from Rhodofomes roseus, 658 nucleotides. RefSeq lists its product as uncharacterized. Bases 94 to 546 code for a protein of 150 amino acids. NCBI's taxonomy places the organism in Eukaryota, Fungi, Basidiomycota, Agaricomycetes, Polyporales, Fomitopsidaceae. The transcript is spliced from 4 exons. The record is from RefSeq and is a predicted model, not a curated record.